AAUAAAACAUUAUCAAUGGGCAUCAAUUAUUCAUCAUUUAGAAUUUUUAAAUACGAGAAUGCAUAUGAAAGCAACGGAACGUGGCUCUGUCGCUAUGAAAGUCUCAGUUUACGACAGGGUUGAUUGAUGACAAAGAGGGUGUCGAGUUUAUAAUGAAAUUGCGAGCACCAGAGACAAUUACCAAUAAUCUACCCUCAUCCUGAAAAUAGGAGUCUACAGGAAUGUCUACACCUAGUGUCACUGGUAGAAUUACAAUGUUACGAUCUAAUCCAGACUCACCAAAAUUAACAGACGUUAAUAAGACAGAAACAAAUAGGAACAAUGAUUUCAGUGAUGACGAUGAGGAACGUCUAGAAAAGACCGAGAUGAACGAUAAUAAAUUUGAUGAGAAAGGAAAUUCAAAUACUGAAGAGAUAGGGUUCGAGGAAAGUACCAAUGUUGAGGACGAAAAUGGCAAGGAAAGAAACCAUUUAUUUCGUGAUUCCAAUUACGAAAUUAUCAUUACAGAAUUGGAGCAAUUCGCGAAAAGUGAGGACAAGAAAAGAUGGAGUUAUAUAUGUAGUGAUUCGGAUGAUGAUGAUGAUGAAGGAGAUGAUGAUGAAAUUGGUGACGAGCGUCAUCAGGACGACGUGAAAGGACAGGAGUUAGAUGAAAGCAAUGACAGCGAUUUCUACGAUACUGACCUAGACGACCUGUCUCCGGAAAGUAACAGAGCGGAUAAUGACUUUGGAGACAACGAUUACCUGAUCUGUAGACAGAGAUAUCUGGAUGCGUGUUCUAAGUUUGGAGACGUCCCCCCUCAGCGGAGGAUUCUACAGGAACUGGAGAAAAAGACCCUGUCCGUGGCGUAUCGCUGCCUUACCGCCCGGGACAUCAAGCCACUCUGUGUGGCCUUAGUGGACAACCUUCGUGUGGAAAAUCUCAAUCUGUCCAAUUGUGAUAUUGGAAACGAGGGUUGUAUGCAUAUCGCCCAGCUCCUUCUAGACAAUAUCGUCAUCUCCAGACUGAAUUUGUGCAGCAAUGGGAUUGCCUAUGAGUCUAUGAAGACUUUGUCACAUGCCUUGUCUUACAACAAAAUUCUACAACAUCUUGACUUGUCAGGAAACAAAUUAGAUCACAAAGCAACGUUCCUGUUGGCGCCUGGACUAGCGAAAAAUUCCGCCUUGGUGUCAGUAAAUUUCGGCAACAACGCGUUCUGUGAGUUGAGUGGCCUGACCCUGGGCGCCGCUCUAGCUGAAAAUAAACGAUUGCAAGAAAUUGACUUGAGCUGGAACCAGUUGCGAGGGAAGGGGACGGUAGGCAUCCUGAAGGCGUUAGAGAUAAACAAAACUCUGACGUCUAUCAAGCUGGCGUGGAAUGGCCUUCUUUAUGAUGGUUCAGUGGCGGUAUCCAAAUGUCUGAAGUCUAGUAAGACUCUGACGUCACUAGAUAUAUCGCACAAUAACAUUAACUGGAACGGAGCCUGCAUCAUUUCGAAAGGAUUGGCGGCAAACACCACGCUUCAAGUGCUCAAAAUUGGGAACAACCCAUUGACAACGACAGGAGCAAUGGAUCUCAUGAUGGCAGUGUCUAGUGAUGCGAGUAAUGUCAGACUUCUUGAUAUGAUUGAUGUCGCUGUUUUGGGCGAGUCGGAAUUACUGGCAAUCAUGGUCAUGAGCAAACGGAAGUUCCAGUUCAUACAUGGCGGGGUGGUUCAUUCUAGUGAUGUUCUUGGUCAACGAAAGGAGCGGGAAAUAACGGCCAUUGAAAAAGUGAUGUCCUACAUGAAAUCCCUUGGUUUACGCCCUCUCGAGUUGUUAAGGGCUUUUGACAAAUCCGCCAUGAUCAAUGUCUCGCAGAAAGAGUUCAAAACUAGACUGAAGAAGACUGGCGUCCAGCUGUUUCGUUAUGAAAUAGAAUCUCUUGCUCAAAACAUUUCAUCUCGGGCGUCUGGCGAAUCCAGCGGGAUAGAUUAUAGAAAACUUGUGGAAGAAAUUAAUCGUCAAAUUCUAAGCGAAAGGAACAGAAAAAUUGCUGAGCGCAGAAAAAGGGAAAAACGAAGAGAAUAUCAUAGGCGAGUUCUAAAUGUGGAACUUCCUGUAGAAGUUUUGUCUGAAACCGAUGAUGAAAUAUCCCGUCCGCAAACAACACGAAGCGACGGAUCCGUCACAAUGACGUCACGAAGUGGUAUCAUGACCCGCACAACUAGCAAGAAGUCUAUCCCAGUAUCACUGCCUAAGAUCGCAGACGUACAGCACACUCGAUCACUACAACCACUGCAGAUCAAACAGAUCACCCCAGCGAAGAAGCCCGGAUCUACACUCUCCAUGUGUGCACCACUCGGUUGUUCUCGAAAACCAGUCAAGAAGAGUGUGAAGAAGACACAGAAGAAAAGAACAAACACCAGGAGAAAGGAGGAGGGACAAUCAUGGAUGUCCAUAAAUAGAACAAAAGCGGGUUAAACUGCUUAUCUUUAACAGUUGAUAAAGAAACACUUAAAAGGCCUACAUAUUCAGAAUGUUUCUUUUGUAGGUUUUUGCGCCAUGUGAACAUUCGGAAAAAUGAAGCUUCAGUAUUUCAAACCUUAUGACUAUUUGUUUUGAACUUAUAUUAUUUUAUAUAGAUAUGUUUUAUACUAAAGGUUGGAACACAAAUAUGUAAAACUUAUACGGUAUCAUUUUUUAUGCUAAAUAUAUCAUUAUACGAUUUUAACUUACGACGUGUACAAAAUAUGUGUCUCAUCACCUAAAGUUGAUGACAUCUCUACAUCGAAUGAGACGUAAUUCAAGUAAACAGCAUGAACAUUCAGCACUAUCAAUGACAUCACGUCUGUGUAAGUCAUCAUGCAUUAGUGUGAAGUGAAUAUUUUAAAAAUUAUAUCAUGGAAAUUUGUAAAACGGUGAAAUCGUUUUCACAUGCUUUUCUCGUACUAUCGCUAUAACGCAUCUGUCAUGAUUUUCCCUAUGGAUCAUAAUUAUCCUUAUUGCAUUCUGUUCUGAAGGUGUAUACAUGUAUUCAUAUUUGAAAUAAAAUUCAAUAUGAUAAUAAGAUGCAAACAUCCCGUAUAGAUUUUCAUGCAAUUGAUAUAUUUUUAUGUCUUUAUGAUUGGUUUAUAUUAUGAAAAUUUCCAAUGAAUUUCUUUAUCAAUGCAAUAAGUCUUUUGAUAUCCCAAUAGCCCAUUGAAUUGCUAUUUGUUUCCAUAAUCCUCUCAUCACUAAAAACACCAUGUCUUAUUCUCCUUCAAUGAACAAUAAGUAUGUAAAACAGUUGUGACGUUUAGUAAUUCGUUUUAAAUUAUCAAAAGUAUUAUUAAUAAUGUCAUAUAAUUUUACCAGACAUAAAAUAUAAAUAUGAGAAAUAAACCAAUUUUGUAAAUGAAGAUAACUUAAUUAGAACUUAACCGAGAAAUCAUGAAAAUGGGUCGGAAAACGCCACUGACUUGACGAAGAAAGACUGGCAACACACGUCAAACCUUACAGAUAUCAGUAGCGGUUAAAAUUUACAUAAAUUGCACAUUGCGAUACGGGAAGAAACAUAUGUCCCAUAAUGCAACGGAGCAAUAUGUGUAUCUAUUAAAAUUCAAUUAUGAUAAAAUUUGAAAUUACCCCGUGUAUGUGGGAUAAACAUAUGCCCCCCAUAAAAUGAAUGUUUUCGAUGCGUUUGAAAUGUAAUUCCGAGUAUUAACAAAUGACUGGGACCAAUGUUCUUGAAAAGGGGACAAAGAUAUGCCACCAUACAAACAUAUAUCACAUUGGAAAAUUCCUCACCGUCUUUCCACCAAGUUCAAUAUGUGUGUAGCAUUUUCAUAACUUGAGCACCAGUGUUCUGGAUGAGGGAUAGACAUAUGGCCUCCUAAGUAUAUAAUGUAAGUAAUCCUGAAAAACACUUGUAAGUCAAGAGCCGUCACACGUAAAACCACUGAGAUCUGCCUCAUAAAUUCACUUCCACACAAACAUAUAUCAACAUGGUGUCACGUGUCUUAUGUAAGAUUUAAAUGCAUCCGAUUUCCAUCUACCCAGGAAUAUAAUCUGAGUAUCACUCAUCCCCCGUGAUGCACAGUUAGAGGCCUUUCCAAUUCGGAAGGAAUGUCCUUUGAAUUUAUUAAUGUUCAAAUCUCAAAAUAUGCAUGAGACUUUGUUUUAAUGUGUUUGAGGACUGUAAUAUUUGGAGGGUAGCAAAAUAGGGGCCCCAUAACCCUUCCUCUCAUUUUCAGGUAUUGUUCUAAUGCCCCCACUGGACAAUAUUUUGAAGAGUUGCAUGAUUUGUAAAGACUUUACCACCAGAAUGUUUAUAAUUUUGAAAGUGAAUCAAAAUGUUGCUUUUAAAAAAAAAAAAAGUAACCAGUGACAUUUGUAAGAUAUGAGUACAUGUAGCAGUGCCACUUGACGUCAUUUCCCCUAUUCUGAGGAACCCAUGGAAGGCCAGUAAAAACAUGGCAUUAAAUAGUACUUUUUUAUUUUCGUAUGCACAGACCUUAAUGUAUAAUGUAUACAUGUAUAUUGUUCCAGAGGACGUUUUGUUAUGAUUUGAUCAAUACGCUAUUUUCACGA
Ostrea edulis (European flat oyster) is the source of this 4529-nucleotide messenger RNA. RefSeq names its product leucine-rich repeat-containing protein 74A-like. The transcript has 14 exons. The record is from RefSeq and is a predicted model, not a curated record. Gene Ontology annotation, molecular function: protein binding. Lineage: Eukaryota; Metazoa; Mollusca; Bivalvia; Ostreida; Ostreidae. Bases 222 to 2441 code for a protein of 739 amino acids.